CAUUCUUAUCGUCGCGUGUUAUCGCUGAACAACCUCGCCCCUCCACUUCGCCGGUUUAAGUACCACCUACAUCUCCAAUAACGACGCGCUGCCUCGAGGCCAUGCUCUCUAUACUACGGAAGGCGAGACUUAAGGAUAAGGAGCUGAGGAUAUUGAUGCUAGGUCUCGACAAUGCAGGAAAGACAACGAUCGUCAAGAAAAUCAUGGGCGAGGACGUGAACACCGUCAGCCCCACGCUUGGCUUCAUAAUCAAGACAAUCGACUAUGAAGGGUACAAGCUGAAUAUAUGGGACGUCGGUGGGCAAAAGACGUUGCGGUCCUACUGGCGGAACUACUUUGAGAAGACGGAUGCCCUGAUCUGGGUCGUGGAUGCGACGGACCGUCUGCGGAUCGAGGACUGCAGACGUGAGCUGCACGGUCUGCUCCAGGAGGAGCGAUUGUCCGGGUCAAGUCUUCUUGUCUUUGCCAAUAAGACAGACGUUGUGGGGUGUAUGGAUGGCGAUGAGAUCCUAGAGGCUCUACAGCUACGAGAAAUCCGGACGCACCGGUGGAAUAUUUUCCCAUGCAGUGCCAUGACGGGUCGGAAUCUCAAAGAAGGGCUCGCGUGGGUGGUUGAGGAUGCAAAGGCACGACUGUUCCUUUAUUGAUCUGGGGCAAGUGGGCUCCGCGGAGGAUGAUAAAAAACGACAGGAAAGGGCCGUGGGAUAUGGCUCCCUGAAAGAUCAUGUCAUUGGGCGU
Messenger RNA from Phialemonium atrogriseum, 738 nucleotides. Its product is annotated as ADP-ribosylation factor family-domain-containing protein. Gene Ontology annotation, cellular component: cytoplasm; microtubule cytoskeleton. The transcript is spliced from 6 exons. Bases 102 to 647 code for a protein of 181 amino acids. Lineage: Eukaryota; Fungi; Ascomycota; Sordariomycetes; Cephalothecales; Cephalothecaceae. The record is from RefSeq and is a predicted model, not a curated record. Gene Ontology annotation, biological process: protein folding. Gene Ontology annotation, molecular function: GTPase activity; GTP binding.